GGUGACGGUUCACAGAUCUGUCCAGGGCUGAACUACCCACCUCCAGCCAGCAAGAAGAAAAAGCAACUGAGCUAAGAGAAGAAGCGGCGGCGGCGGCGGCGGCGGCGGCAGCCUCCGCCUCGCGCCUUUCGCAAGCCUCUGGUUACGUUUCCGAGCGUCGGGCAGCCCGAUUCUCCUCUGAAGUUGGCUCCAGCCUUAGCAGCCGCAUUGGAUCCCACAGCCUACUGCGAGACUCCGGUCUACAACCCGGAUCUCUGCCCCAACAUGAUCGCGGCCCAGGCUAAGCUGGUGUACCAUCUCAACAAGUACUACAACGAGAAAUGCCAAGCACGGAAAGCGGCCAUCGCGAAAACUAUCCGCGAAGUCUGCAAAGUGGUCUCGGACGUGCUGAAGGAAGUGGAAGUGCAGGAGCCUCGCUUCAUCAGCUCGCUGAACGAGAUGGACAACCGCUACGAGGGCCUGGAGGUCAUCUCGCCCACCGAGUUCGAGGUGGUCCUUUAUCUGAACCAGAUGGGCGUCUUCAACUUCGUGGACGACGGCUCCCUGCCCGGCUGCGCGGUGCUCAAGCUGAGCGACGGGCGCAAGCGGAGCAUGUCGCUCUGGGUGGAGUUCAUCACGGCCUCCGGCUACCUCUCGGCCCGCAAGAUCCGCUCGCGCUUCCAGACGCUGGUGGCCCAAGCCGUGGACAAAUGCAGCUACAGGGACGUGGUGAAAAUGGUGGCGGACACCAGCGAGGUGAAGCUGCGCAUCCGGGACAGAUACGUGGUGCAGAUCACGCCGGCCUUUAAGUGCACCGGCAUCUGGCCCCGCAGCGCUGCCCACUGGCCCCUGCCCCACAUCCCCUGGCCGGGGCCCAACCGCGUGGCCGAGGUCAAGGCCGAGGGCUUCAACCUCCUGUCCAAGGAGUGCCACUCGCUGGCGGGCAAGCAGAGCUCGGCCGAGAGCGACGCCUGGGUCUUGCAGUUCGCCGAGGCCGAGAACAGGCUGCAGAUGGGCGGCUGCCGGAAGAAAUGCCUCUCGGUCCUCAAGACGUUGCGCGACCGGCACCUGGAGCUGCCCGGGCAGCCGCUCAACAACUACCACAUGAAGACUCUGGUUUCCUACGAGUGCGAAAAGCAUCCCCGGGAGUCGGACUGGGACGAGUCUUGCCUGGGCGAUCGCCUCAACGGGAUUUUACUGCAGCUCAUCUCUUGCCUCCAGUGCAGGCGAUGCCCGCAUUACUUCUUGCCCAAUUUAGACCUCUUCCAGGGCAAGCCCCACUCCGCCCUCGAAAACGCAGCCAAACAAACGUGGCGGCUGGCGAGGGAAAUACUCACCAACCCCAAAAGUUUGGAGAAACUUUAGAGGGCGACGGAAGGCGGCCUUAAACUAUUCACAUGGCUUUCUAGAGGGCGAGGAUUCUGCUGGAAACGGGCAGGUGUUGCCAUCCAAUAAUGCAAACAUCACCCUGCGUUAAAGGAAGAGGUCGUCCACACACACAUAUACAAAGCCAACACCAAGUAUUAUGACUUGUCAGUAACACAACGUUAAAAUCUCUGAAAAAGAAAACGUGAAUGAUGAUCAUCUGGGGAAAUGCAAUAUCGGCUGUCAUUUAGCCUGAUUGUGACCACUCUGCCUAGAAACCAGACCAAUGGAUUAUAACAACAAGGACGGGUUUUUGUGUGUGUGUGCACGUGUGAGUAAAACCUGAUCUGGAAAUGCCAUCUGACAAAACAACAACAAAACAAACAAGUCCACAAUGUCCCGUCCUCCCCACUCCCCAUGUAGAUUUUUUUUUUUAAAUUUGUAUGGAAUAUUGUGGUCUCACAUUGUCUUUGAAAUUGUGGAUGUUAGUGUUUUGUGAAUUGGUGAAAAGAAGUUAAAUUGCCAUUUUGGAUACUUCAGGACAUUUUCUGCUCAAGAAGAUACCAUUUAAAAAGGUAGAUUUUAUCAUGGUACUUUUGUUAAUUGUCUUUUGAAGUGUCUAAACUUAAAAGUUUACAUUUUUUGUUUCGAAUAUAUUGCUUGUUCUAUUUCUAACAUUCCAUAAAUAUACUUGAAAUGUUAUUUAAAUAUAUUCAGAAGAAAUUUGGAUUUUGCUUAUAUAAUUGUGAAUAUUGGAAUUAUAUAUUGGAAAAAUGCACUUGAAAUACACUGGAUAAUUACUUUUUGUGAUUUAAAUUUCUGUUGCUGAUUUUAUUUAAUUACAAGCUAAUAAAUAAAAGUAAAAUGAA
Messenger RNA from Elgaria multicarinata webbii, 2213 nucleotides. It is a transcript of the gene MAB21L1, whose product is annotated as mab-21 like 1. Bases 265 to 1344 code for a protein of 359 amino acids. The record is from RefSeq and is a predicted model, not a curated record. The transcript has a single exon. Lineage: Eukaryota; Metazoa; Chordata; Lepidosauria; Squamata; Anguidae.